Molecule: messenger RNA, 7055 nt
Organism: Pygocentrus nattereri (red-bellied piranha)
Lineage: Eukaryota; Metazoa; Chordata; Actinopteri; Characiformes; Serrasalmidae
Gene: pard3ba
Product: par-3 family cell polarity regulator beta a
Exons: 23
Coding region: 350-3904 (1184 amino acids)
Biological process (GO): microtubule cytoskeleton organization; establishment or maintenance of epithelial cell apical/basal polarity; establishment of centrosome localization
Cellular component (GO): adherens junction; cell cortex; apical junction complex
Molecular function (GO): phosphatidylinositol binding; protein binding
Source: RefSeq, a predicted model, not a curated record
UCGGCAGAGGGAGUUGAGCCGAGCUGAACUGAACCGAGGCGGACGGUUUUCCCUGCUUACUCACAGAAACGAGCCUCAAACUCUCCAACACAGCCCCCGGGAGGCAGCCCAGACUCUUCCGAGAGGACAAAGGGGGCGGUUUCUCUCUCGGAGCGGGCCCGGAGCCCCAGCUCUCGGAGCAGGCGCGGGGAUUCACCUGAGCGCCUCACCGAUGACACCUGUAGCCGCGGCGGCGGCGGCGGCGGUGGUUGUUUUGGUCGCCGCCUCGAGGCUCACGGCUCAGUCCGAGCGCCUGUAAACACACACCGGCUGCCCGCUUCGCUCCUCUGAGCUCUCGGCGCCGCUGAGGAUGAAGGUGACGGUGAAUUUCGGCAGCACUGGGGUGGUCGUGCCCUGCAAAGACGGCUGGGUGGUGCGCGACCUCAUCGUCCAGGCGACUCAGCGAUACAGGAAGAUUGUGGAACAGGAUGGGGAGUUCCUGGUGCGGACGCACCACGUGGAGUAUGUGGACGGGGGGAUCCUGGACCCGGACGACCUGCUUACAGACCUGGUGGAAGACAAGGAUAAGCUGAUAGCCGUGUAUGAGGAGAUGGAGCUCCAGCAGAGGGCAGUGGCGAGUCCAGGGGGCAGCGUGGUGUCCGGCUACUCCAGCCCUGAACCCUCAGAGCCUGAGCUGGGCAGCCUGCAACCCGGCAGUGAGAUCGAGGUCACCUCCAGCGCUCUAAAAUCAAACACGCCUCUUCUGGUCAGAAGCAGCAGCGAGUCCAUCCUGCCCUUGGAGACUCGGACGCCUGAAGUGGACAACUACAGCAGCAGACCACAGACAACGGAUGCCGGCCAUGUGCUGACCGUGAAAGGUGGUGCCAUGGACAGAGCGAAGGACGACAUGCCGAAGUCCUGGGCUGGCCAGUUCUCCGCCAGCACUCUCACCAGGACGGUGGAGAUCUCUGGAGAACUGGGCCCUUUGGGGAUUAAAGUUAUUCCAUAUUGCUCCUCACUGAGUGGAAGGACUCUAGGCCUCCAUGUUAAAGGCAUCGAGGAGAACAGUCGUUCGAAGCGAGAGGGCAUCUUUCAGGAGGACGAAUGCAUUGUCCAGAUCAAUGACAGCGAGCUAAUAGACAAGACUUUUGCUCAAUCACAGGAGGUAUUUCGCCAGGCCAUGUCCUCCCCACUUGUGCGCCUUGAGGUGCUGCCCGUAGCCAACAAGCUCACCUACGAGAAGAGCCUCAUUGGCCAGCUGUUCAGUGGUCCUGAGUCUGUCCCCCACACAGUCCCCAAGGUCAAGAGCCCUUUCCUGGUUCGCAAGGCCGACGGCAAAGCCACUGACCGCCUGCUGCGGCCAAGCUCCGAGACCCCACCUCCAGAAGAAACCCCACCUCCCGUAAGGCAUGCUCCCAAGGAGGCUGAGCGUCGCCAGGAGACCCCACCUCCUCCCGUGAGUGCCUCACCCACUCCCAAGGGUCGCAGUGAAAGCCCCGCCUCCAGAAGAAGCCCCGCCCUCGCCACUCCGCCGAACACGGCUACCAAGAAGGGCGGCAAGAAGAUGAAGAUAAAUCUUACAAAAGGUACAGAAGGGCUUGGCUUCACUGUGGUGACCAGAGACUCCUCUGUGCACGGCCCGGGGCCUAUCUUGGUCAAGAGCAUCCUGCCCCGCGGCGCUGCUGUGAAGGAUGGACGCCUGCAGUCUGGGGACCGUAUCUUAGAGGUGAACGGAGUGGACAUAACUGGCCAUACGCAGGAGGAGCUGGUGGCUAUGCUGCGGAGCACCAAGCUGGGAGAGACUGUAUCACUGGUUAUUACCAGACAGGAGGAGCUGUUUUUACCCAGGGAGCUGAAAGGAGAACCGCCAGGACCGGCACUUUCCGAAGAUGGCCGAGAGCAGCUGAUGUUUGAGGUUCCUCUGAAUGACUCGGGCUCUGCUGGCCUGGGGGUCAGCCUGAAGGGCAACAAGUCAAGAGAGACCGGAGAGGACCUGGGCAUCUUCAUCAAGUCUGUCAUCCAUGGAGGUGCUGCCUUCAAGGAUGGGCGUCUCCGGGUGAACGACCAGCUUGUGGCUGUCAACGGUGAAUCCCUUCUCGGUCGCUCCAACCAUGACGCCAUGGAGACCCUGAGGCGUUCCAUGUCCAUGGAAGGCAACCUGCGAGGAACCAUCCAGCUGGUGGUUUUGCGAACGUUGGAGCGCCCCCAAGCCCAGGAGAACAGUCAGAGCCAGGCCAGAGAGAGCCUUCCUGUCCAGCGGGCCGAGAACGGCAAAGCCGGUGGUGUUUCACAGCCCCCAAUGGUGUCCAAUAACAUCUACGAGCGCGCUCCAGGGCCCAUCACCAUGUCUAAUGGUAGACAUAAAGUGCAUGACGAAGACUAUGGUGAAGAUUUCCCCCCUCCUCCUGAUCUGGAUAUGAUGGAGCCAGGUCCCAGUGCUCAACAGAGCUACCAACAAAACAGAAAGGAAAGGGAACUGCCAGGCCGUCCGACUCACCAAUAUCAGCAGACCCAGAGAGUGCCUGACUACCCAACAAAGGCUUCCAAAAGCAUGGACCUAGUGGCGGACGACAGCAAACUUGGUGUCAUGCAGGCACAGAGAGCUGCACCCUCGAUGUCCAGCGGCCAGCCUUUGGGCCCCACGCUGGGCCUGUACAAGUCCAGCUCUCUGGAGAGCCUGCAGACAGCAAUGGAGGAGGCCAGCAAGAGCGAAGUGCCCUUCCACCGACCCACCACGAACAUGGUGCGUGGCCGUGGCUGCAACAUGAGCUUCAGACAGGCCAUCGAUAAGUCCUACGAUGGGCCGUCUGAGCCUGACGAUGAUUACUCAGAUGACAGCUCAGGCAGGGACACUCCUGCCAGUGGCUCCUCACGCCAAGAGCUCGAGGACGGGACUAAGGAGAAGAAGAAGAAGACCAAAAAGAAGAAAGAGAAGAAGAGUAAGGCCAAGAAGAAAGAUGAGGUGGUAGAAGACCCAGAGAAGAAAACCAAGAAGAAAGGAUUUGGACUGUUGAGGUUUGGAAGGAAGAACAAAGAAGAUAAGGCCAAAGCCAAAGCUAAGCUGGGCGCGCUGAGUGAAGAAGAAGUCGAUAAGAGCGAAGCUGAAAUGCUCCCACAAGCACUGGAAGUGGACAGUUCAGUCCCUAACCAAGCAUCCUUUCCUGAUGUGGAGGAUGAUGAUUUCGACCCAAACUACGCCCGUAUCAGCAACUUCAGAGAUCCUCCACCUCCUAGCUACUCCCCUUUUAUGAACCGUACGCCCUCUCCUCACCACCCCCAGCCCACAGCCCCUGCCCACAGUGGACCACCGCCUAAUGAAGUCCCGCUGGAGGGGCUCUACGCAAAAGUCAACAAGCCAAAGGCUGCUGCCCCACCACAAAUAGCUGACAGUAAUGAAGCUCGUCUGCAGCAGAUUCGAAGCCAGCUGCAGCAUUUAAAGCCUGCUCCAUCUUAUGCUGAAUCAGGGGCUGGCCAUAGAAUCCAAGAGUAUGACCCCUCACGGAUAAGAGGCCCUGAUUCCCGUGCUGCUCCAAGAUAUGAAGACAUCGAUCGGCAAUAUACAAACAGACGAAACCCCACAGAUGACUAUCCCUCACAGGCUUGGGCUGGCCAGAAGGAAGCAGGACGUUACCCAAAUCCCAGCCUGGCCAGGGAUCCCUACGGCAACCAGCCAGCUUCGCCUCGGCUUCCCAUGCCUCGGCCUGAAGGCCAGGGCGGGUAUUACCCAUCACCUCCCCCCGUGCAGAGGGGGCCGCUCAGGCAGGACGUCCCCCCGUCUCCCACUCCGGGCAAGCGGGCAGCCCCCAGCUACGAAACUGUGGCUAAGGGAGGCUACCGUACUGCCAACCAAGACCAGUAUGGUGCUUAUGGAGAUGGACAGUACCCGGACCCUCGACAGAAAAAACCUGUGAUAGGAGCUGUGUAGAAUAAGGCUACUGGUGUUAAUGGCUAAUGUUUGUUUUUCAUGUUUAGGAGAUUUUGAAGGAACAUGUCUGUUUGCUUAGGUGGUCCCGAACCCUGGUCUUGGCGCAUGCUUGCUCUGCACAUUUACUGUUUUUCUGCUCUAGCACAACCGCAUCAACUCAGGAGGGGCUUGUUAGUGAGCAGCCUGGAUUUCCCCAAAAGCAUCAUAGCACAACAAUUAUUCUUAAGUGGUAGAUCACACUGAACAGGCUCUACCAGUUAAGAUGAUUUUGGGAAACUAGGUCCUGAUUGGUUGGAUCAGGUGUGCUAGCAGGGAAGUCAAGAAAAUGUGCAGGACAAGGUGCACUUCAGGACGAGUGUUGGAAACGGCAUAAUGCUAAAGUAACUCUAAUGACAUUAGUGGCUUAUCUGCCUCUUGAGUUUUUUGAAGCCAUUGACAGAUUUUGAAGGAACAUUCUGAAGGAACAUACACUGUAAGGCCAUAGGUUUGCAGACACCUUCUCAUCCAAUGUUGUUCAUCUUUUGCUGCAGUAACAGCAUCUACUCUUCAGGGAAGGCUUUACAAUAGAUGUUGGAGCAUCGCUGUGAGGAAUUGAUUGAGCAUUAGUGAGGUCAUCCCAAGGUAUUGGAUGGAGCUAAAGCACUCCAGAGAACACAGUUCCACCACUCCACAGUCCUAUGCUGGGGGCCUUUAUGCUAGAUCUUUUUUUGGGAACUUUUUGUCCAAGUCUGAUAUGACUUGACUUGACUUUAUAUCACAACCCAACAAGAGCUCAAUGGUUUUGUCUGCACUCCAUCAUCAAGUUUGAAUCUGCUUUAGGACCAACGGAAUUCUGUCCAAAGCUGAUCUGGACUGGUCCAUCAUCUCCCAAAUUGUUUAAAAAAAUGGACUGGAUAUCACCAGUUAAACUCCCCAAUAGUGGUAAUUAAAGUCAUUAUUAGAUCCCAGACAAAUGAAAUAAAAACAGUGUAGAAUAUUAUAUAGCAAAUGACUUAGCUCAGAAAUGUAGUUACAUUCCAUUUUAACAUUCAUUUGUCAAGCAAUGGAAAAUUUUGGGGAAAAAAAUGGAAGAACUGUACACUUCCACUUACCUCCUCGACCUUGGUGCUAAAUUCAUGAGUAGGUGACUAAAAUCUCAGAACUGUUUUAAAGUAAUGACCGGCAUUGGCACUGGGCUUGGUGGCCUCAUGCCCAUCUCCUCCUGAGUGUGCCAUUUUAUCUGCAUUGCAUUUCUAUGGAGAUUAUACAAGCUGUUCGUCUGCAAGUGAACGCCCAAUGGGGGCACCUUAAAGUAGCUGAAUUCACGAAUUAGAAUGGAUGUCUGGAUGAGAAGGUCAUAUCAUAUCAAACCUAUAUGUAGAGCCCAGGUCACUAACCCUGCUCCUGAAGUACCCCUGUAGAUCUUGGUGCUUUUUAUGCUACUAAACAAAAGUUUCUCAAGGCCAGACUUGAUGUCUUACAAUCAUGAGAAAAAUUGUGCUAAGUAGGGUGGGAAUGUAGACUUGUUAGGGUGGGAAGUAACUUGGUGAAUCUAUCCAUUGGCUCGUAAAGGAGGAGCUCAGACUUGAUGGUCGCACUCGUCAACAUUGUCCGGCAGACAACAAGCCUGUCCCUUGGACGUAAUGUAAGUUAGCAUGGCCCAGAUGAAAACCGAGUUGCAUGAGAAAAGGUUUCGUGAGCUAACGACUGUGUUUUGCUGCUCGUGUGUGCUUCGGAUGCUUUGGGAUUGUUCCUGGAAGUUGGUCGGAAGGGUUAUAGAGGGGACAUAUCUUCUUUAGUGACCUUUGUAAUCCAACACACAAAGUUUAUCAAGUUGUUCCCCGACUUACAUCUGGCGUCAACAAGAAACAACAAGGCUAGCGAAGUUUCUGGCUGAUCUGCCUCUUUCUCGAUUUUGAAGGAUAAUUUUUGUCGCAGGAAAUAUUUGCUUGUUUAACGGAUGUGAAAGAAAUGCCAAAAUCCUAUAUGGAACAAAAAGGUUGGAAUUCUUUGUAAAUGAUGUUUGUAUUUUUUUUCCAUGUUAAACAUCAAACCCUCAUUAUCUGCUGGCCCAGCAGGGCAGGUCCUCUUAUGUUGUACAUUCCACAGUCAGUAACUUAAAUCACCGUAUGCUGAUCUGUUUGUAUUCUGUAUGUGUGUACGGUCGCAUGUAUCUAGCUCAUCACCGCCGUCUGAGACGGGUUCUACUGUAGAUUACGUUUCAUCUGUGGUUUUCGACGGUCAUUAUCUGUGUUGUUUUCCUCAUGGCUUCAGGCUGUGGUUUGCCAGUGCGUGUUAUCUGAUAACAGAUAGUCUCCGUCUUCUCACAGCAACGUCUUGAAAGACGACUCGCUCUCUGCAGCAUCUCCUGAAUGAAUAGGUGCCUUAUUGUUGUUCCGAGGACAGAUUAUGUUGUGAUUAGUUGGUAAUGAGGAAAUGAGCGUGCGGUGGUGAUUAACAGCUAGUCGUGUUGCGUUUCGGGUCUUGCUAAUAGGAGUCUGCUAAUGUUGUCACUUUGCGGAGUUUUAAUGAAGAGAGCUCCACUGUGAGAACGGUGCACCUGAAACCUCUGAAGCAAUGAGGAACUUUGUUUUUCUUUUUUUAUGUUAAUCUAUUUGUGCACACACUGGGGUGUUAGGUCAGUCAACCAUAGCCAAACUUGUUCAGGUAUAUGAUGAUGUCAGUAAUGUUGGUUAUUAAUGUGGGGAUUCUUGGAGGGGAAUUUUGUACAUUUUUGUGAAAUUUUAACCCAUAAAUGCCGCCAUUCUUUAUUCUUUAAAUGAUAAAAUAUAAAGACUGAGUUUCUGAAACCCGCCACUUAGCUUGAUUAUGCUUCUCUACCAUGCUACAAUCCACAAAUCAAGCUUUUUAUAAGGUGUAAAACUUAUGCAAAGUAAUUUAGAGCCAAAUCAAAGGUACUAUAGCGGCUUUCCUUAUUUAUUUCCAUGAUUUAUUUUUUGAAGGCAAGAGAACAAAUUAUACGAAAUGUGUAUUUUAUCUAUGAGAAUAAAAGACUAGCUUACGUGCUACUUUAGUAAGUUUAUAUUCUGUCUUUGGAAAAACCAGUUUGUCAAUCUUGUACGUAUCUAAGAUGAGCCAGUCGAUUGAUCUCUUUAUGACAUUUUUAUUUUGUAGCAUGUUUUUCAAUAAAAGUGAAGAUGAAAUUAAAAAA